This is a messenger RNA of Girardinichthys multiradiatus, 3856 nucleotides long. RefSeq names its product protein phosphatase 1 regulatory subunit 12A. The record is from RefSeq and is a predicted model, not a curated record. Gene Ontology annotation, molecular function: phosphatase regulator activity; enzyme inhibitor activity; protein kinase binding. The coding region runs from base 124 to 2817 and encodes 897 amino acids. NCBI's taxonomy places the organism in Eukaryota, Metazoa, Chordata, Actinopteri, Cyprinodontiformes, Goodeidae. Gene Ontology annotation, cellular component: Z disc; cytoplasm; A band. The transcript has 24 exons. Gene Ontology annotation, biological process: signal transduction.
AGUUCGUCCACCAGGUGGCGCAGCCCGGGCGGGGUGUGAGAAUCCUCAAUCUAAACACCGCACUCCGCUCUUUCUCCUGCUCGUACCAUGAGCUGAAUUUGUCCGGGGACUCACCAGGGAAACAUGGCGGCCACUGACCAUUCCCGGUCCGAAGCUGCCAAACAACGACGGCAGGAUCAGCUCCAGCGAUGGCUGGGCUCGGAGACGGACCAGACGGGGUUUGAGGGCCGGAAAACCACGGGCGGUUCUGGGACGCGGCGGGCGAAAGUGCAGUUCGCGCAGGGAGCCGUGUUUAUGGCCGCCUGCUCCGCCGGGGACCGGGAGGAGGUGGUGACGCUACUCCGACAAGGAGCUGACAUCAACCACGCCAACGUAGACGGGCUGACAGCGCUUCACCAGGCCUGCAUCGAUGAAAAUGCAGAGAUGGUGCAGUUCCUGGUGGAAAACGGGAGCGACGUCAACAGAGGAGACAAUGAGGGCUGGACUCCUCUUCACGCUGCGGCCUCCUGCGGCUUCAUCCAGAUCACCAAAUACCUGAUAGAUCACGGUGCUAAUGUUGGGGCAGUUAACAGCGAAGGAGAGCUCCCUCUGGAUGUGGCCAACGAAGAUGCCAUGGAGAGACUUCUCAAAGCUGAAAUCAAAAAACAAGGGAUAGACGUGGAUAAAGCCCGGAAGGAGGAGGAGAGGAUCAUGCUUCAGGACGCCAGAGCGCUUCUGGAAGGAGGUGGCUCCCUUACUCCUCACCCGAAUACCAGGGCUACGGCUCUGCACGUGGCCGCAGCCAAAGGUUACAUUGAAGUCCUGAAGGUACUGUUACAGUGUAGGGUGGAUGUGGACUGUAGAGAUAUAGACGGGUGGACCCCUCUGCACGCAGCAGCUCACUGGGGACAGGAGGAGGUGUGCACCCUGCUCGCUGACCACAUGUGCGAUAUGGCUGCCGUCAACAAUGUGGGGCAAACGUCUCUAGAUGUUGCAGACGAGAACCUCGCGGACACCCUGGAGGAGCUACAGAAGAAACAGAACGCUUUACGCAGCGAGAAACAGAAACAGAAUUCUGUUAUUGAGACCAAUCAACCAAUCUCCAUGGUACCAGUCCGCACUCGCAGGACCUCUAUCUCUCGCAUGAGUAGCAAGGAGAAGAUAGGCCUCCAUGAGCGGGAGAAGCACCCACCUCCCGCCCUGCCGAGCAGUCCGGCCGUGGACGAGGAGGAGGAAGGCCAGACGGGGCAGAGCCAGGCAAAAGCCUCUAGCAGCUCCAGCUCAGAGGAGGAGAGCGAGUCUGAGAGCGACACAGAGUCAGAGAAAGCAAAAAACAGAGAAAUCAUAAAUAACUUGAACAAUAAACGAAAUACCACCAGCGGGCUUUCUACCUCCAUGUCAGCGAGUGCCACUGCAAGCCAACUGAAAAAGGAACCAAGCAAGCCUCCAGCCACCGAGUCUCCCGGCUCAUGGAGAACGUCCCUGAGGAAAGCGGGCAGCUCUGUAACUCUGGGCUCAGCCGGGCUCUCAGACUCCAUCCAGGACACGAGCAGGACCACCGAUUCUGGACUCGGAAUGAGCCGCUCCGCCUCCAGCCCCCGUCUCAGCUCUGAAGCCGAGACAAAGGAGCCAAGGCUCGCUCGAGUGCCGCCGACUCCGACACGGAGACUCUUCAGUAUUCCAGAUAAUAGCGCUGACAGUUCCAACAGUUGGCUAAGCCGUAGCUCGUCUUACUCUCGGCGACUUCAUAGUCAGUUAGGGAAUGAGUUCACUAGCUCCACUCCAUCUUUGCUACACAGCUCGUCUUAUGUAAAGAGACUGGAUGAUGCCAGCGUGACCUCAGCAAGUACAGGAACAAGCUCUGCUGGACUCAGUCGCCUUAAUAGUCUUUUAGCUCAGAGAAUUCCUCAGGAACAGAUGGAAAAGAAGGAACCACCCUCCACCAACACCUCAGUCUCUCAAAGCAUGACGACAAGCGAACAGGAGAGCAAACAGAGGCGCAAGUCGUAUCUGACACCCGUACGAGAUGAGGAAGCGGAGGCGCAGAGAAAAGCUCGCUCCCGGCAUGCACGGCAAUCCAGACGCUCCACCCAAGGAGUUACGCUAACAGACUUACAGGAGGCAGAGAAGACCAUAAAGACAGACAGCAAAGGGAGAGAAAAGAACGAGGAAGAAGAGAAGGAAGCUAAACAGAAGAAGGCAGAUGAAGGGGAAGUGAGCUGGAGAUCCCGUAUUGCCAGCCUGCAGAAGUCGGACUUGCUUGGUCUCACACAGCCUGCUGGCUCCGCUCGUCCUCAGACAUCUGAAGGAAAAGAUGUUGAGUCCAUUACAGGAGAGAGCGAGACGGAAAAAUGGGCCAGAGAGCGCAGGGAGAGGAGACAGGCUCGGGCCAGGAGGAAGGCUCAGAGGACCGGGGAGGGUGAAGACAUUGAACCCAGUGGAGACGAUGAAUGCUCAAAAGAAAAAGACACAAGUUCAAGGUUGGACACCUCGUAUAACAACCGCGCCCAGAGAGAAGGAUUGGAGACUAAAGAUUUUAAAAAGUUGUUUGAGGAGGUUUCCAGAGAAAACAGCCAGCUCCAAACUCAGCUGCAGGACACGCAGAGGAUUAUAAAUCAGACCAGGCUGGAGCUGGAGAAGGCAACACAGAGACAAGAGCGCUUCACUGACUGUUCAGCACUACUGGAGCUAGAGAGAAAGGACCGGAGGAUGUUGGAGCGGCGCAUGGCAGAACUGGAGGAGGAACUAAAGGUUCUGGUUGAUCUGAGAGCAGACAACCAACGUCUUAAAGAUGAAAAUGGAGCACUGAUCCGCGUCAUCAGCAAACUCUCCAAAUAGACUGAGAGAGGCGACCACCAGGGAACGCUCCCUCCCCACUCCUUUCAUCCAUCCCACAGUUUCCAUACAUUCCUCUCAGUGCCAAAGAGUGGGGGGGGGGGGAGCAGUGGAAAGUUCUACGCACAUAAGCAUGACAGCUUCACUUGGAUUGUGAUGCCUCUUCAUGAACAGCUGGAGUGUCUUUUGUGUGCCUUAUUGCUCAGUUGCCACAGGAGGACCUGUGACGAUGUACUGUGACCAUUUGUCAGGGAAACUGUGCACGGUCCCGCUGAGUGCAUCCUUCCUUCCCACGAUGCACAUUCCACUGAGCACACAACAUGACUUGUUUCUCCAAGAGUCCACUUUGUAUUUAUUCUUUGUGAACACAUUCACAUCACAUCACACGUUGAGAAAGUUUCCCCUCACCAGGUCCAAAGUGUUUUUGUGUUUUCUUCUUCUGUCACAUAACUCUGGGCUCCACCUUCUGUAUUAAGCCAUGCCAUGAAGGCGGGGGGGCGUCGGUGAAGCUCUGUUGGGUUGUUUUGCUGCCACAUGCAAGUGUUUGAACCCACCUACCUCUCUCCACCUUUGCAUUUCCCUGCAUCUUUUGUUUGAUUUCUGUAAUCACAGACAUGCUACAUGCUCUUAAAGACGAACCAGGUCGGUGGACCACAGCACUUUACUCCCUGCAAAGCAAUAAAGAAAGAUAUGUGAGCCUUUGCCCGGUCUUUCAGAAAAACGACAAUAGUCCACAGUAACAUCAUCACUGAGGAAGUAGCCUAAGACCAUCCAAGUUCAAUGGUUGCAGAAAUUACUAAUUUGUCCAGACCUACUAUGCUAUGAAUGGUUUUUAAUUGGUAUAAUUGGUUCUUUUUUUAUUUUCACCAUUAUUUCCAUUUUCAGUUCCUCUUUUACUAAGAAGCAUGGUUAAAUAUGUAAAUGUAAGUCUAUAAUAUUACUCUUUUGAAGUAAAAUUCUAUAUAGCCUUGCUUCACAUGUUGGUUUUCUAAUAUAUAUUAAGUGGAUCUGUGCACCCUAAUAAAAAGUGUUUUUCAGCCUG